Molecule: messenger RNA, 1143 nt
Organism: Vespa mandarinia (Asian giant hornet)
Lineage: Eukaryota; Metazoa; Arthropoda; Insecta; Hymenoptera; Vespidae
Source: the annotation of a RefSeq genome assembly
AUGAAUAAAUCAUUUAUAUAUAAUAAUACUUUAUUAAAAAUUAUUAUAAAUUCUUUUAUUUCUUUACCCACACCAAUUAAUAUUAAUUACUGAUGAAACUUAGGAUCUUUACUUGGCCUAUCUCUUUUAAUUCAAUUAAUUUCUGGAAUUUUUUUAUCUAUACAUUACUGUCCCUCAACUGAAAUAGCCUUUAACAGAAUUAUUUUAAUCAUACAAGAUAUAAAUUAUGGUUGAAUUAUACGGAUUAUUCACAGUAAUGGGGCUUCAAUUUUUUUUAUUUGUAUAUACAUCCAUAUCGGCCGAGGAAUCUACUACCAAUCUUUUAAUUUAGUAAAAACAUGAAUUAUUGGAGUCAUAAUUCUCCUUUUAACUAUGAUAACAGCAUUUUUAGGGUAUGUACUACCCUGAGGACAAAUAUCCUUUUGAGGAGCGACUGUUAUUACUAAUCUUCUAUCUGCAAUUCCCUAUAUUGGCCAAACUUUAGUAGAGUGAAUUUGGGGGGGAUUCGCUGUAGAUCUCCCAACACUUAAUCGAUUUUAUUCAUUUCAUUUUAUCUUACCUUUCAUCAUUACAUUUAUAGUAAUUAUUCACUUAACCCUCCUUCAUGAAUCUGGGUCUUCAAAUCCAAUAGGGAUUAAUAGUAAUAUAUAUAAAAUUUUAUUUCAUAAAAAUUUUUCCUUAAAAGACUUAAUUACUUUUAUUAUUUUAAUUAUUACUUUUUUCUAUUUUAUAUUCCAAUACCCUUUUCUUUUAAGUGACCCAGAUAAUUUUAUUAAAGCUAAUUCAAUAAUUACUCCUAUCCAUAUUAAACCAGAAUGGUACUUCUUAUUCGCCUAUGCUAUUCUCCGAGGCAUCCCCAAUAAAUUAGGGGGAGUAAUUGCUCUUCUAUCUGCAAUCUUAAUUUUAUUAAUUCUCCCUUUUAUUAGAACUCCCCAUAAAUUUAAUUUUAAAUUUAACCCUCUUUAUCAAAUUAAUUUUUGAAUACUUUUUUCGACAUUUUAUAUACUAACUUGAUUAGGAGGACAAGAAAUUGAAACUCCAUUUAUUGAAUUAACUCAAUUAUACUCAAUCCUAUAUUUUAUGCUUUUCAUAAAUAUAAACUGACUCAAUAAAAUUUGAUUAACUCUUUUAUUAGAUAAAUAA